Messenger RNA from Scheffersomyces coipomensis, 957 nucleotides. RefSeq names its product Med19p (gene MED19). The transcript has 2 exons. The record is from RefSeq and is a predicted model, not a curated record. Gene Ontology annotation, molecular function: transcription coregulator activity. The coding region runs from base 297 to 842 and encodes 181 amino acids. Gene Ontology annotation, biological process: regulation of transcription by RNA polymerase II. Lineage: Eukaryota; Fungi; Ascomycota; Pichiomycetes; Serinales; Debaryomycetaceae. Gene Ontology annotation, cellular component: mediator complex; core mediator complex.
UAUUUUGUAUAGAUACUCAUUAUUUUUGUUUCUCUUCGGUUACAUGUUUAAUUAUAAUUUUUGACUUAAUCUUGAAUGCCUUAUAGAUGUAGAAUCCAAUGUAGACGUGAUUAGAUGUAACAAUUUACCAAAAACGGCUUUUGCAAUAUUUAUUUUUGGCGUGUGCGUGAUACCAAUUCUUACCGUUUUGAGAACUGCCAGAAAAAUGUUAACUCUAAAACUUCACAAUCAAAUAUCAUCAAAAUUCAGUGUUAAAGAUUCUACUGUAAUUGGUUGUAUCAGUCCACUUCAAGGGGAUGUCAGAAGUAGUAGAUAAGAGUGAAAGUAAUCAGAAUAAUCACCACAACAAUAGUGCCAGCAACAAUAACUUGUACUUGAUUGAUUCUAAUGUUUACACAACUACAAAGCCAUCACCACUAGAUAAUAUAUUGUCCCUAUAUGGGUUAGAGCCAAUAGCUAAGUCAUUGGCAAGAGCUAAUCCAAAUGGAACAAAGGGGGUCAAGCUAAGAAAGUCAUAUAAAAAUCACAUUCAAGAUUUACCUGGAAAACAUCAAAUAGCACCAGGAAAGCAAAUCCCUGGUAGUCUACUAGAUCCAACAAUCAGUCAAGCACCAGAUAUCAUUAAGGAGUUAGAUCCAGAACUUUUAGGGCGGGCCUUGAAGUUCGAGAAGACUUCCAUUAACGGUAUACCCGGUUUUGAAACGGCAGAUUUAGCUAUUAAUGAUCAACAUAAUUUAAUGAGAGGUGAUGAUAUGUCUGAAAAUGAUGAAUAUGGAAAGAAAGGUAAACGUAAGAAGAAGAUACAGGCCAAUGGUGGCGAUCCAAAGAGACCCCAUAUAUGAUAGAGAAAUGCUUACAACGUCAAGCAGAAUAACCAAAGAGAUUUUGUUUUUAUAAUAAUAAUACAAAGUUGAAACAUAAUCUAAUUAUAUUUUAAAAAAAAGUUGAAUUUCUGAA